AUGAUCGAAACAAUACUUAGAGCAGAGGGAGAUAAACGCAAAGCCUAUGAACUUGACUGGUCAGAAAAAUGUUUUGUACUGAGAAAGAACCCUGUGACAGCAGCACGAAUGUUUGACCAAAGAUUUCAUUGCUUCUUGAAAGAGGUUAUCAUGUCUCCUGCAGAACCAAUUGGAAAGAUAAAAGAUUACUUCUAUCGUGUAGAAUUCCAGCACCGUGGUUCCCCACACACUCAUUGCCUUUUCUGGGUUGAGAAUGCGCCAAAGAUUGAUAAAGACACUGAUGAAGCAGUAAAAUCCUUCAUUGACAAAUACAUCACAUGUGAAAUGCCUUCAGUUGAGAUUGAUGAAGAAUUGUACAAUAUUGUCAACAGUGUGCAGAAACAUAGCGCAAGACAUUCAAAGACAUGUAAGAAAAAUGGCACAACCUGCAGGUUCAAUUUCCCUCGUCCACCAAGCAGUGAAACUUUCAUUUCACGACCAGGUGGUCAAGAUAUCAAUGACAAAAAUAAAGAUGAGCCAAACACCUUGGAACAAACGUGUGAAUCUGUCAAACUGAUGACCAACAUUGAUGCAAAAGCAAUUUUGAAACUGAUUUGGCAAGCACUAACAAAUGAUGAGCAAACAUUUGAGUCAGUCGAUGCAUUAUUCACUGCUGUCGGUAUUUCACAAGAUAUGUUUGAAAUAGCAUGUGCAACCCUAGCCACAAAAACAAAUGUUGUGUUGAAACGCAAGCCAAAUGAUGUAUGGGUCAAUCAGUACAAUGCAGAUCUCCUCAGAUGCUGGAACGCAAACAUGGACAUUCAGUAUGUAGUUGAUGCCUACUCUUGUGUUGUGUACAUUAUUUCGUAUAUCUCAAAGGCAGAAAGAGAAAUGGGAUUACUGUUGAAUCAAGCACAAAAGGAAGCAAAUAAGGAUAAUACUGAUGCAAAAUCUGCUCUGAAGAAAAUUGGUGCUGUAUACUUACACAAUCGAGAAGUGAGUGCUCAGGAAGCUGUGUUUCGAGUUUGCAAUUUGAGAUUGAAGGAAGGAUCACGUAAAGUACAGUUCAUACCAACCGUAGACCCUGUCAGAAUGAGUUUGCCUCUUGAAACUUUGAAAAACAAACAACAGAGUGGUGAACUAGAUGAAGAUGAAAUGUGGAUGACAAGCAUUGUUGAUCGAUACAAGAGCAGACCCAAAGGUUUUGAGUUCAAUAGCAUGUGUCUUGCUACUUUUUGCUCAGAAUACAGAGUGGUGUCAAAAUCUGAAGUAACAAGGGCGUCUGAUGAAAAACGGCAUAGUCCACUUGUAACAUUGCAAAAUGGCCUUGGUCAUGUGAAAAAACGCACUCGAACUGAUGCAGCAAUUAUCAGAUAUGCCAGAUUUUCUCGUACAAAGGAUCCUGAGAAAUACUAUCACAGUAUGCUGCAGCUAUUCUUGCCAUAUACAUUUGAUACUCAGUUAAAACCAGCCGCCUUCAAUUCAUAUGAAGAAUUUUAUCAAACUGGUGCUGUCCAGAUUGCAAACUGUCCUGUAGAAACUGUGAAAGACAUUGUUGACAGAAACAAAGCCAUGUUUGAGCAGGAUGCCGAAGUCAUUGAUGACGCAAAGGAAUUGUUUGAACAAUCUGGUCAAUUGGAAGAUGCUUGGGCUCAAAUUUGUCCAGAGACUGAAUCUGAAAGACUAGAAUGUGAAGAUGCACAUACAUGUAUGUCCGAUGAGGAAACAGAAUCUGUUAGAAACAUGCCUGAUUUGCUCCAGACUGAUAAAACACUAUCUAAAACAGAGUUACUUCAGAGUACAGUGUCAAGACAAGAAGCAGAAACUAUUCUGAGAUCAAUGAAUGAGGAACAAGCUGAUGUUUUCUACAAAAUAAGACAAUGGUGUUUGGAUAAAAAGAAUGGCAAAAAUCCUGAUGCAUUUAAGCUAUUUCUGACUGGUGGAGCUGGUACUGGAAAAAGCCAUUUGAUCAAGGCAAUUUGCUAUGAAUCUACACGACUUCUAGCCCCCAUCCAAAGCAAUCCAGAUGAUAUGUCCGUACUUUUGGUAGCUCCAACUGGUGUUGCAGCAUUUAACAUUAAUGCAUCCACAAUACACAGUGCACUCUCAAUUGGAAUUGAUGCAAAACUGCCAUACCAGCCACUUGGUGAGGAAAAGGUCAAUAGCCUUCGAUCAAAGUUGCAAAGUAUUCACAUACUUAUCAUCGAUGAAAUAUCAAUGGUUGAUCACAAGCUGUUAUCAUACAUUCAUGGUAGACUGAGACAGAUCAAACAAACUUCUGAUUAUUCACCAUUUGGAAAUGUAUCUGUAAUUGCUGUUGGAGACUUUUAUCAGUUACCACCCGUUAAGGGUAGACCUUUAUAUGUUGGCACAAAUGGAUAUGACCUGUGGAAUGACAAUUUCACUGUCACAGAAUUGACCACGAUCAUGAGACAAAAAGACCCUGCAUUUGCACAACUUCUGAAUCGGUUACGAACACGAAAAAGAUCACAGCCUCUUGAAACAAGUGAUAUCAAUAUGCUGAAGCGACAAGAAACUGGUGAAGACGAUGCCGAUUGCAUUCACAUUUUUGCGACAAACGCUCAGGUUGAUGAAUUCAAUGUCACUGCCCUUCAUUCUAAAUGUACAGAUCCAAUUUCCAUUCAAGCACAAGAUUUCUCAAGAAACCUAAAAACAGGAAAACUGGAAAAGAGAGAAAACCCUCAUGUGAAAGUUUAUAACUCAGUCUUACAAAAAAGUCUAUUUGUAGCAAUUGGUGCUCGUGUGAUGAUCACAAAAAAUAUUGAUACAUCAGAUGGUCUUGUGAAUGGAGUCUUUGGAACUAUUAGCCACAUAUCUUUGACUGAUGGUGAAGCAUUUCCUUCAAGAAUAUAUGUUGUGUUUGACAAUGAUAAAGUUAGUCACAAAUUACGAAACCUGAAAGAGACUGCAUCUGCAUUACAAACAAACAGUACUCCUAUCGCACCACUUGAAGAAACUGUUUCAAACAAUGGAGGCAUUAGACGACAAUUUCCACUCAAACUAGCCUGGGCUUGCACUAUACACAAAGUACAAGGGAUAACAGUGAACAAAGCUGUCGUUUCAUUGGGCAAGAUCUUUGCAGCAGGACAAGCUUAUGUUGCAUUAAGUCGAGUAUCCUCUCUUGGAGGUCUUAUCAUUGAGAAUUUCAAAGAGUCGGUCAUAUACUGCAGUGAAAAAGUCGAGGCAGCAGUGUCUAGUAUGCCAAAGUUUAUGAAUGCAAAUCAGAAACUACAUGAUGGUCAUGCUACAUGUACAUUCAUUAUGCAAAACAUUGAGGGCCUUCAAUCACAUAUUCAAGAUUUGCAGAAUGACCUGUACGACUUGACGAUUACAAUUAUGCCCCGCAUCAACAAAGUUGGCGAGGGAUAUUGUAAUGGAUUCCGUCUGUCCGGUCGAUCUGAAUUGGAACUGAUUGGUUUCUUCUUCAACAUGUUCAAUGAAUGGUAA
Molecule: messenger RNA, 3447 nt
Organism: Haliotis rufescens (red abalone)
Lineage: Eukaryota; Metazoa; Mollusca; Gastropoda; Lepetellida; Haliotidae
Exons: 3
Coding region: 1-3447 (1148 amino acids)
Biological process (GO): DNA repair; telomere maintenance
Molecular function (GO): DNA helicase activity; ATP hydrolysis activity
Source: RefSeq, a predicted model, not a curated record